This is a messenger RNA of Trifolium pratense (red clover), 1505 nucleotides long. RefSeq lists its product as uncharacterized. The record is from RefSeq and is a predicted model, not a curated record. NCBI's taxonomy places the organism in Eukaryota, Viridiplantae, Streptophyta, Magnoliopsida, Fabales, Fabaceae. Bases 177 to 1346 code for a protein of 389 amino acids. Gene Ontology annotation, molecular function: epoxide hydrolase activity. The transcript has 13 exons.
CAGAACUUAGUUUAGAGACCAGAGAAUCCCUAUCCAUUCCUAUAUGGACAAAACAUGUUUCUUUUUCUAAGCUGCCAUCAAAUCUAGUACUAACACUCUUUCUGUUCUGUUAACCGUUAUAAGCUACUUUUCCCUCUUCACACUCCAACACAACAAACCACCACUUCAUUCUUGCAAUGACUAUUCAAGCCUUUCAUGCUUCUUCUAGUUACUUCAAUUCCCACCUUCAUUCUUGUUCCAAAAAGCAUUUACUUUCAAGGAAGUAUCUGAAGUUGAAGUGUAGUACUUCUUCAAAUGGCAACAAUGGAAAAAGAGAUAAAGAUGAUUAUCUUCUGGAUGCUCCUGUUUCUGUUGGUGAUGGUUUCUCUUUCAGUGGAGGAAAAUAUUCAGAUGGGCCUAAUCCAAGUGAUGAAUGGUUUAAGCAAGGGAAAAUGGUUAAAGCCUAUUCAACUCCUGGAACUGGUGAAAAGGCGAAAGAUCCAAUUUUCGGGCUAACAAUGGGCACUAGUUCACAAGCUACCGGAGAUCGUUUCAGAUGGUUUUGUGUCGAAAAAGGAAAUGCUGAAAAUCCUUCAGUCAUAUUAAUCCAUGGUUUCCCUUCACAGGCAUAUUCUUAUCGCAAAGUUCUUCCGGUACUCUCCAAGGACUAUCAUACCAUAACAUUUGAUUGGCUAGGAUUUGGAUUUUCUGAUAAGCCUCAACCCAAAUAUGGAUUUGACUACACCCUUGACGAAUAUGUGUCAUCAUUGGAGUCACUUAUUGAUGAACUUGCUGUUACUAAAGUCUCACUUGUUGUCCAGGGAUAUUUUUCACCAGUUGUAGUUAAGUAUGCCAGCAUUCACCCGGAGAAGAUUAACAACUUAAUACUCAUUAAUCCACCCUUAACAGCUCAACAUGCCAAGCUUCCAUCAACAUUGUCCAUAUUCAGCAAUUUUCUGCUAGGUGAAAUAUUUUCACAGGAUCCAUUAAGGGCCAGUGACAAAGCCCUAACAAGCUGUGGACCCUACAAAAUGAAAGAAGAAGAUGCAAUGGUUUAUAGAAGACCUUAUCUCACAUCUGGCUCUUCAGGCUUUGCAUUGAAUGCAAUUGCCAGGACCAUGAAAAAAGACCUCAAGAGGUAUGUGGAGGAUAUGCAGAGAAUACUAAACGACAAAAGUUGGAACGUUGGAACCACGAUAUGUUGGGGACAGAGAGAUCGAUGGUUGAGUUAUGAUGGAGUGGAAGAUUUCUGCAAAGGUUCAAAUCAUAAACUUAUUGAAGUUCCAAGGGCUGGACAUCAUGCACAGGAAGAUUGCGGCGAAGAGCUUGGACAACUUAUUUAUGGAAUAAUAAGGAAAAAGAACUAAACAUGAAGACAUCAUUUGGAUAUUUUUCUCAUUUAUAGAAUCAUAUAAAUUUGUAUCGACAAAUGUGUGAUCGCGAAAAUGCAUAUAUAUUUAAACAAUAAUUUUGGAUUUAGAAUGUCAUAAUGCAAGCAAAUAAAGAAGUUUCGAAUUGCAUUGCAA